Ipomoea nil (Japanese morning glory) is the source of this 1280-nucleotide messenger RNA. RefSeq names its product RPM1-interacting protein 4-like. The record is from RefSeq and is a predicted model, not a curated record. NCBI's taxonomy places the organism in Eukaryota, Viridiplantae, Streptophyta, Magnoliopsida, Solanales, Convolvulaceae. The transcript has 4 exons. The coding region runs from base 143 to 967 and encodes 274 amino acids.
UCUCUCUCUCUCUGAGUUGGGUGUUUGUUGGCACCACUGACCAGUGACUCACUUGCCAGGAAAAUCUUGACCCAAUAGCAGUCUUAGCUCUCUCUUCUCUCUCUCUCUGUUGCUGCUUCAAGAGCUUAAGAACAGUUCAAAAAUGGCACAGCACUUGCAAUUACCGACUUCUGGCAACUUGGAAGGUGAAGGAGUUGUCCCCUAUGAUGCCAAUUCUGAAAAUACUGAGAAGAUUAAGAAAGGUGAUUACAUGAAUCCUCAAGAAGAUCCCGAGGCUGGAUCCAAAGUCUUAGAUGGCGUAAGGACAUUAACCGACUCUCCUCAAAAUCAACAUAGUGGUAGUGCAAGACCCGAAAGCAGAAAAACAGAUAUGGAAACGCCAAAGGGUCCUGCAGAACCUUCGAAACCAAAACAUGAGCGGCAGCUGAGUCAAGAAGAAGGCGAUUUACGUAGAACUACUGAUUCCCCCUUGCAACAUGAGAGUGCUGGAAGAAAAUCUCCUCUUGAGUCACCUCUUCACCGCAAUGCUGGUGAGACCCCAAGGAGAGCUUCUCGUCAAAGUGAUCGCAGCCUUGAAGUUUCACCACUGCACCCUCAUUCCCACGCAAGGCUUGGAGGUAAAGGGAGCGGGGUUUCUUCUCCCUCGUGGGAAAGAAAAGGUUCAUCUGAAGGUGGCCGGGGAAUAGCUCCCUCAACACCUGCAAGAUCCCGGCUUAGACCAGUUGCAAAAGUUGAUGACACACCCGAUAACAGUCCCGUUGUUCCCAAAUUUGGAGACUGGGACGAUAAUGAUCCCGCAUCAGCUGAACAAUUCACUCAAGUAUUUGACAGAGUGCGGGAUGAUAAGCUGAGUGGCGCUGGAAAAGUACCCGCAUUGCCAGGCGAUGCAUCAUACUCAAACAGUGAGAGGCAAUACAGAAAAGAGAAUGCAAAGGGCUGUUCAUGCUUUCCAUGGCUUAGAAAGUGACAAAGCGUCAAAUUGACGAAUAGAGUGGAGCACACGAGGCGUGUAUACUACAUAUUUCUCGAGAUCGAGUCUGGGUUAUUGUAUAUGGUUAGUCUGGUUUAAGUAUAUUCUUCCUGUGUUGUUUUGCAUGAAGAUAAUGGAGAAAGAGAUUCAAAGAAAAAAAGGAAAAUAAGGGGCCUCUUCUCCUCAAGUAUUCUGAGAUAAUAUAUAUGGUUUCAUGUUAUUUGUAUUGCAUAUGUUGUAAGUCCACAUACUCUAUUGUGAUGAACAGAAAUGAAUUCAUGUUCUUUUCCCCAAUAAUUUUUUUUUUUUU